Aspergillus steynii IBT 23096 is the source of this 990-nucleotide messenger RNA. RefSeq lists its product as uncharacterized. The transcript has 2 exons. The record is from RefSeq and is a predicted model, not a curated record. The coding region runs from base 106 to 990 and encodes 294 amino acids. NCBI's taxonomy places the organism in Eukaryota, Fungi, Ascomycota, Eurotiomycetes, Eurotiales, Aspergillaceae.
CUUGAACGCUAAACAGAAUUCUGAAUACUACAUAAUGCAUACAAAUCUGGCCCCCUGUUUCUCUCCACAGGGAACAAUAGCACUACAGUAUUCACUAUUUGAAAAAUGGUGAAUGUUACGACAUUAUGCGUGACUUGCCACGAGGCUACCAGCUCCAGGUUCUUUCGACAGUCGCAGAACGCGGUGGAAGCCAUCUAUGACCAAUUGGAGCACAACGACUGGCAAGGAAACCAAUGGCUGGUUAACUUGGGUUUGUCCCAAGAUGUCAUUGACAGGCUGAGCAAUGACCCUAGCUGCCUGUCGGACAUCGCGUUUCGUUUCACGUGGAUUGGGACAAAAGGACUUAUCAAAGUAGUAGUCCCAUCUAUUCAACAUAAUUUUACCACAUCGGGCUUGGUCCACUAUAUCGACCAGCAGUGCAUUCUAAUGGGAGUGCCAGACAAUGAUCUAGCUUGGGGGCGUACAGUCACGACACCAGGCACCGAUACGACUCAUGGGAAACAGCCGGACGGCUGUUUUUACCCCCCUAACCGCCAGCCUCUGGGUGGUCAGUUCAACGGCUGGCCGUCGAUGGUUAUCGAAACGGGUGUUUCGGAAUCGUUGGCAAAGCUUCGUUGUGAGGCUACUUGGUGGUUCGAAAAGUCAUCGGGUGACACUAGAACCGUCAUUCUCAUCUCAAUCAAAGCAGCCACCAAGGAGAUCAGGUUCGAGAAAUGGCAGCUUAUCUCUCCAAACGUUCCACGCCCUGUUACGAAGACGCUGGAAGUCAUGGAAGACUACGUAAAACGCCUGACGCAGGGAAAGGAUCAUUACAUGGAUAUGCUACGAGAAUGGAGAAUACGCAGAAGACGUUGGGAGCUUGACUAUGUUAAGCGAUACAAGGACAUGGAUGCCGCUGGCUGGUGGGACCGUCAAGGCCCAGUGUCGGACGAAGAAAUCGAGAAUCUGGAAAACCAAAUCAAUGCGAAAAACCUCCGCGACAGGUACUGA